Messenger RNA from Myxocyprinus asiaticus (Chinese sucker), 3681 nucleotides. Its product is annotated as forkhead box protein K2-like. Bases 134 to 1948 code for a protein of 604 amino acids. The record is from RefSeq and is a predicted model, not a curated record. Gene Ontology annotation, molecular function: DNA-binding transcription factor activity, RNA polymerase II-specific; RNA polymerase II cis-regulatory region sequence-specific DNA binding; protein binding. The transcript has 9 exons. Lineage: Eukaryota; Metazoa; Chordata; Actinopteri; Cypriniformes; Catostomidae. Gene Ontology annotation, biological process: regulation of transcription by RNA polymerase II.
GGUGGUGUAUCGCGGCGGUGGGUCGAGUCGUCGCCGCUGCUGCUGCUUCUCCGGUUGGGCACUUUUAGGACUUCGCCCCGCUCCUCAUUCUCCGCUCAUAUUAUCGGGACGUGAUCCGAACGCGUUCGCUAAGAUGGCAGCGAUGGCAAGGCUGGAGGGCCGCGAGUUUGAGUAUGUGAUGAAGAAGCGCUCUGUGACGGUGGGUCGGAACUCGUCGCAGGGCUCGGUGGACGUGAGCAUGGGCCACUCGAGCUUCAUUUCCCGGCGGCACCUGGAGAUCUUCACCGCCGCGCCGGAGGACACGAGCCCCGGAGGAGGAGGGGAGUUCUAUCUGCGGUGUUUAGGGAAGAACGGGGUGUUCGUGGACGGCGUGUUUCUGCGGCGGGGGGCGCCUCCCCUACAGCUACCGAGACUGUGCACGUUCCGGUUCCCCAGUACGAAUAUAAAGAUCACGUUCACGGCGCUGGCGAGCGUGAAGCGUGAGAAGAGAGAACCCGAGUCUCCAGUGAAAGCCAUUCAUCCGCAGAUCUCUCCUCUAACCAUCAACAUUCCAGAUAACAUCUCUCAUCUCAUGAGCCCUCUGCCCUCACCCACUGGUACUAUCAGUGCUGCUAAUUCCUGUCCGUCCAGUCCGCGUGGUGCCGGGUCGUCCGGGUACAGGAUGGGCCGAAUCGUGCCUGACCUACAACUCAUGAACGAAAACUCACAGUCUGAGAUCGAUAAAGACGCCUCGGAAGGAGACAGUCCAAAGGAUGACUCCAAACCUCCAUACUCAUAUGCUCAGUUGAUCGUUCAGGCGAUCACGCUGGCGCAGGACAAGCAGUUAACACUAAACGGCAUCUACACACACAUCACCAAGAACUACCCGUACUACAGGACAGCAGAUAAGGGCUGGCAAAACUCGAUUCGUCACAAUUUGUCACUGAAUCGGUACUUCAUCAAAGUCCCACGCUCUCAGGAGGAGCCGGGUAAAGGUUCAUUCUGGAGGAUAGACCCCUCGUCUGAGAGUAAACUUGUGGAGCAGGCAUUCAGGAAACGGCGGCCACGAGGUGUCCCCUGCUUCAGAACCCCGCUGGGACCACUCUCGUCCAGAAGCGCUCCGGCAUCACCCAAUCACUCAGGCGUUCUCUCCGCCCACUCCAGCGGUGUCCAGACCCCCGACAGCCUAUCUCGAGAGGGCUCGCCUAUUUCCAUGGAGUCCGAGCCCGCCCCUGCCCCUGUCCCAACCCCUGCUGCUGCCACCAUCCAGCCCAAACUAGCCGUGAUUCAAGAGGCCCGUUUCACCCAGCACACCACAGCAUCUCCGAUCGGCAGUCAGCCGGUGUUGAUCGCGGUCCAGCGUCCGUUAGCGCAGACGAUCAAACCAGUCACGUACACGGUGGCCACCCCUGUCACGUCCUCCAUGUCUGCGCAGCCGCUCAUGCAGACGGUGCAUGUGGUGCAUCAGAUCCCAGCUAUGGCGGUUAGUACUGUGACCGCCAUCAAAACAGAAAUGCAGGAGAACGGAGAACAUGAGGAGGUCAAAGUGAAGGUAGAGGCGGUCCCCGGUAUCUCUCACGCCUCUAUAGGCUCAGCCAAUAGUGUCAUUCACACCACUUCUGCGGCCACGCCCCUUCAGACGGUUACCAUAGUGCAGCAAGCCCCAUUGGGCCAGCACCAACUGCCAAUUAAAACCAUCGCCCAGAAUGGCACUCAUGUAGUGCCCAUCGCCACAGCGAUAAAGAGCCAGACCAACUCAGUGUCGAGUCCUUUACAUAUGUUGGCCGCCCACGCCUCGGCGUCUGCCUCCCUCCCCACGAAGCGUCAGAACGGAGAAAAAAAAGCGAGCGAUCCACCCGAGAACAAACGAUUGAAAACUGAGGAAGACGAGCAGAAGUCCACGUCUGACGCGAACGGAACCGCUCCGCAAACAGACUCCACCCACAACCAGCACGGCAACCACGCCUAGUUACUCAAAACACAAUGACACUUUCUGUCCAUCUCUGCCAUGAGUUCUUUCCUUUUUCUCAUUCUGCCAUAACUGUUUCUCUUCAACUCACGGUGCCAAAAACGAAGCUUUUACGUAAAAAAAAAGAAUAUGAAAACCCAAUUGAAAUGUAAACAAAUGCAUCAAAACUUCAUGCCGGAAUGUGGGCAAUUCUUCUGACAAGCUGCCGGUUUUCCGUGUUAUUAAUCAAGAGCCGACUGAACAAAGACUUGCUCCUCAAAACAGAACAACUGCCAUGUGUUCCAUGACUGUGGGCAUUUUAUCACACACUUUCAUAAACUCGGAGGUUGACGUUUGAUUGGCUUGGAUUCCGUUCUGAGUAGUAAUGGUGUAUUUUUGGAAUUAAUGCCCAAAUAUGGAAGCAUCUUCUACAAAACGCACAUCAUCUGGGAGGGCUUCCAGGUGAAGAAAUGUUGAUCCCAACAAGAACAAGAGACCCGACUUAAAGGAAUAGCUUACCCAAUAAUGAUAAUUCUGUCAUUUUCUCACCCGCAUGUCAUUCACUUUCAUUAUAAGGAAAAGAGCUGUCAAGAUAUUCUUCAAAAAAAUCUCCUUUUGUGUUUGAGGAAAGUAAGAAAUGAAGUCAUACAGGUUUGAAAUGACAUGAAUUUUCAUUUUUGGGUGAACUGAUGCUUUAAUCUCGCUCUUUGGGAAGUCCAAGCCUGAUCUUGGAACCCAACCGACUUCAGGAACUCCGGAACUCGUGUUGUUUACAGUCGACUGAGAAUUACAGAACUCUGACUUGUGGAAUCUGAAUUUCCUCAUUUUGACAGCGGAACACGGGCUCCAAUCCAACAUUCCAAAGUUUGGCAGCGCGCUCGCGGAGGGUGAAAAGCCAACGUGAUGUCCUGGAAUGGAACGACGUUAUGGAAUUACACACCGAGAACCACAAAUAGGUUUUUCACAGCCCAGUGUCGAGUGUGUGUUGUUUAUUUGUUUGUUUUUUUUAAACGGUGCUUGCUAGGAAUGUGUGUGGAGACCUGACGUCAGCUAAAGAGAUCAAAAUAUUCGGCAGCUAGUCCAUCGUACGCAAUGUCUGACAGCAUCCCCUACAAUUUAUUAUUAAGUGGAUAUAUGCCGUAUUUUGUCGUUCAUACGUGCGCCUUAGGAUCUGGGCGUGUUUUCAUUUCUAGAGACAUUUUAAAAAGUAAUAAUCAUAUAUAUAUAUAUAAUAAGAAGCAUACAGGCAGAAUAAGUUACGGGACAUUUGAAAAGUUGUUUGUGUCUCUUUCUGUUGUGAAACUUUUCUAAAAUGGACAAAAAUGUGUGUAAAAAAAAAUUUAUUUCCUUGAUUUUGUUGUUGUUUUUAAAUCUGUCAAGUACAGGCAAACCUGGGUUGUUGCACCAAUGUAUUUUCAUACUUGCACAGAAAACAGAGUGGACGUGUCAUUUCCGAUUUCAUCCAACUUGCAUGUACCGGACGAGAGAAACUUACCUGAGCCGUCAAUUAAACAUGUAAACAAAAGAGACCAGAUCUGCACUUGAUUAAACCAUUUUGUUUCUUUUUUCUCCUGUUUUCUUUAGGCUGUGUUGGCGUUGUGGUGUAGGCUGGUUCUGUCUGCUUUUAAUGAUUUGAUUCUGUUCAGUCUGCUUACAGAUUAUAUGUUUCAAACAAUCGGGAAAAAAACAAGAUUGAUGUUUAAUAAGCUUCAGUGGGUAAAUGCUUUUUUUAUAUAAAUUAAUUUAAAACCUUG